AUGAUUACAUUUCAACUGACUUUUGGGGAAUUCAAACUGCCAACAUAGAAAUAAGAGCAGAAUUACAUCCUGCUGAAUAAGUUGCUUAAUAUAAAGUUAUUGUUUUUAAGCAAUCAGAAAAUAACACUUGGAAAAUCAAAUAUCCUUUGGGAAUGGUUAAAGUUCAUAUAUCCUUCCAUAUUAUCCUCAUAAAAAGGAACUGAACAUGCAAAAAAUCAACUCAUCUAAUAAGUCUAUGAGCAAACUAAAUAUGAUAUUCUACCCAGAAUUGAAAAUUUCAACAUUGAAGGUUAUUCACAUGAAAAUAUUCAAUAAUUAAUCAAAGAAAUGCAUGACAAUAUUGCCAUAACAGUCAAUCCUUACUCAUUUCAAGGAGAUUCAAUUUAAUAUAAUGGAAAAUAACUAAUUUCUAAUUAUUUAACAAAGCGAAAGAAUAAGAAAGAACUUAUCACGAUACCAAUAACUAAUCAAAUUAUCAUUCAAGUUGUCGCUAAAGAUGAAUUUAUAAGAAGAGAAAAGUACUCCUUUUUAUUUAACUAAAUUAUUGAAGAUUCAUCAACGAAAUAUUGGACAUUUUUAAUUGAUAAGGAAAGUGUUUCAUCAAUUAAAGAUGAUUAAAUUAUUAUGGAUUUGUAUGAGAUGACUAAAGAUAGAUUAGGAUAUCAUGUUUAAUUCUAAUCUUUUGUUGAAUGCUAUUUCAACAAAUUAGCUAAUGGACUUGAAAAAGCCACUAAAAAAUCUAUCUCUCCUAAAAUGUGUAUUGACAUAGGUCUUUAAUGGGAUAUGCUAGGCAAAGUGAUCAAACACAUUGCUUCAUAUAUUAAAUUCACAGAGAAUAUUUGCUUUGAAAUGGCUGAAAUUGAUCAAAGAAAAUCAAUUAAUAUAAAAUUGGAAGGCUUUGAUUCGAUCUUUAAGUUUGGUUAAGCUGAACUAUUAGUAGCUAAUAACAUUAUAGUCGUCAAAUUAAACAUUGCAAUGAUCACCAAUGGGAACUAUUAACAAUUAUUGCAAACACAAAAUAGAUCCAAAUUAAAUAACAGUGAAAUCAAAGAGUCUGUAGAUAUUUAGUAAUAUUUAGUGUCUAUUUUUAAUGAAUAAUAAUUGUCACAAUUAUGA
Messenger RNA from Paramecium tetraurelia, 1116 nucleotides. RefSeq lists its product as uncharacterized. NCBI's taxonomy places the organism in Eukaryota, Ciliophora, Oligohymenophorea, Peniculida, Parameciidae. The transcript is spliced from 5 exons. The record is from RefSeq and is a predicted model, not a curated record.